GUGACGCUAUGCGGAAAUGGAACAGGCAGGGAGGAAGGUCCUGGCUUAGGAGCAGGGAGCUUCCUGUUUGGCAAAGUAAGCAAUGACUUCUGGGUAACCUGUGGGGUUGAGUCCUUGCUGCCCCUUGGCUGGCCGUGGAUACACCUGCUGUGGGUACAGUUGGUACAUGUAACUAUGCAUCAUGUGCAGGAGGUGUGUGCUGGGAGAGCAGCAGCUGCAGAUGAGCUGAGGGCUGCUACUGGGACAAUGCAGUGCAGAAAGAAUGUGCCAAAUACAAGUCAUUUUAGGACCAUUGCUCCAAAAAUUGCACCUAAGGUCGUAAAUGCGUGCACACCAUCUUCUUAUCGACCGCCCCAACCUGAUAUAGCAGUAUCGGGUAUUAGCACGAAGCCUGUAGUAAUGCCAACACAAAAUUAUACUUUGAUGAAAGUAGCAGGCCAGGAUGGAACAUUUUCACUCUUUGCAUUACCACAGGUUACCCAACCAAUGGGUACACAGGUGAUUCAAACCACAAAUAUUCCACUGCAAGAAAAUCUCAAAUUGCCAAUUCCAAGAUACCAGUUUUCUCGAAAUAAGACGUUGCUUGGUAAAAAGACAAAGGGGACCUCAUUGAAUAGAUCUACAGAAAAGAAAAUCAUGCAAGUAGAGCACAACGCUCAUUCUGAAAUCAUUCCUAAAUUGUCUGUAGAGGAGGAUAUUAGGGAUGUCGGCAACAUCUUGACACCUGGAACUUUACCAGUGAAGCAAGCUGAUACUAUAAUACAUCAUUCAGUUCCGUAUACUGAAAAAUGUUUGCCAAAAACAUUUUGCUCCAGUAGCCCUAUAAAAUUCAAUGCAGAAGAGAAUACUAGCUUGGUGGAGAAUGGGUCCUUGUUGAGCUAUGAAAGCAAAAAAGUAGCGAAUUCCACUAACUCUCUGGCUGUUCUCUCACAAGUGAUGUUUGGAAGUCCUGUCCGUGUUGUCCCUUCUGUACCAAAAGGAAAACUGGCUAUUUUGCCAUACUCCAAAAUGAAAAAAACAAUUAUAUCCAAGAGCAUCCAAUCCAUAGAAAAGCCUGCUACAGUGGCAGACUUCAGUACCAAGCCACCCAGUCAUGAAACUCUGUCAAGCAAGGUUCCAAAUCACAUUUCUUCAGUGGUGGAUUCUUCCACUCUAGCCAAUCCAUGCCUUUCAGGUACAGGACCUGAUGGCGACCCGUUGAAAAAAUCAAAUGGGGCAGCAGGAAAAAAACGAGGACGAAAGAGGAAAGCUUCCAGCGAAAUUAUGGGCAACCAGAAGAUGAACCUUGUUGGAAGAAAAUUAGUUUUUCAUAAAGAGAAGCUAAAGAUGCAUUCUGUCGAAGCAGAGGACAAAAAAGAGGUAUCGUUUAAGAAAUACCGAUGUAUAAUGCCAAAGCCGGUGAUGGUAGGACAGACCUUAACUACACUUGGUUCUGCUACGCCUGGGUUGCAGUCAUUGACAACAGAUAUUGGUAUUAAAAAUAAAGUGCAUCAGAUAAAGCAGCACAGAACAAAGCCGGGUGAUGGUUUUGUUUCAAAACAAGUUGGUGAUCUUAAAAGCCUGUCUUCAGCAGCAAGGGCGUGCUAUAAAUGUAACAUCUGCGAACACAGUUUUCAGUUCAAGCAUCACUUGCAAGACCACCUAAAUACUCACACCAACAGAAAGCCCUACCAUUGUCGGCUGUGCCGCAAGGCCUAUGUGCAUUCCGGCAGUCUAAGCACACACAUGAAGCUUCAUCACGGAGAGAGUCGUCUCAAAAAGCUGAUGUGUUGUGAAUUCUGUGGCAAGGUGUUUGGACACAUAAAGGUUUAUUUUGGGCAUCUUAAAGAAGUGCAUAGGGUUAUUAUCAGCACCGAAACAUUCGCCAAGCAACUGGAGGCAAAAGAUACGAAUGCCAUGGGGAACCAAGAAGCAUCCCUCAUAGAAAGGGAGAGCUGCUUCUCCAGCGAAGAACAACACUCCAUUAAUGGACAGGCAGGAGAAAUCAAAUUACAGAUCAAAUGUGGUCGCUGCCAUGUCUUUAUGCCUACAUUCUCCGACAUGAAAGAGCAUCUGUUGUUUGAACACGGGGACAAAUUUGAAGAUAGAUCCCAGGAAGGGGUUUUAGAGAGUCGCCAAGGUGCCCAGGAAGAAGUGGUUAAAAAUGCAACACACUACUGGAAGUUACUGAAUGAAAGGCGAAACGUUGUCAAGUGUAGCAGUUGUGGCGAAGAGUUCUUGGGAGCAGGCAAACUGAGAAAGCACACGUGUUUCCCACAUGUAAACCGAACGGAACUUCUUAAACGCAAGUCAUCAAGCCCUAAAGGCAAUCUAGAAGACAGCAGCAAAGAACAACUGUGCUUUAGUGCAUCAGGCGCAGGGGUGCGGCUUUGGCGUGGCGACCACUUGAACUGCAUUUUGUGCCAGCGAGUUUUUGGCGACAAAGAGGAACUACUAACUCACUGGGGGCAAGUACAUAAGUGCGAGGACCCCUUGUUGCUAUGGGCUGUCUUUACUUCAUUGCCUAAAAAAGUUUAGAGAGAUACAAUUGCUGAACGCACUAUUUGGAGUCCCUGUGCAGCCUGUGUUUGUGGUUAAAAAAAAAUAUGCUAUUAUGUAAAAUCUGCUGCACUGUUGUUCUCAUUCACAGUGAAAUGGUUGUCUAGUACAGAUUUUAUAUAUGUUCCAUGGCUACCUAAUGAUAUUUCUGUGAAAUGUCCUAGUUACGUUUAGGGUUUUAUACAAUGGCUAAUCUGUUACCAAAUUCAAAGUCUGUUAAUAGUCCUGUGUUGCAAACUAGAUUCUUGAUAUUUGUGACCUUAUAUAUGCCCCACAGGAUUAUG
Xenopus tropicalis (tropical clawed frog) is the source of this 2822-nucleotide messenger RNA. It is a transcript of the gene znf438, whose product is annotated as zinc finger protein 438. Gene Ontology annotation, cellular component: nucleus. Lineage: Eukaryota; Metazoa; Chordata; Amphibia; Anura; Pipidae. The transcript has 3 exons. Bases 175 to 2517 code for a protein of 780 amino acids. The record is from RefSeq and is a predicted model, not a curated record.